UGAAAUCCUCGUGAUGGAUGUUGAUUGUGUUGUGACUCCAGUAACUCCAGUACAGCAGGGGGCGCUAUGAAGCUCUUUAGUCCGCCGGUAAACUCACUAAACAAAGACAGAAGAACUCACAGUUUGUUUAGAUGUUCAGCUGCUGUGUGUUUGUUUAUGUCUUUCAUGUUGUGAUAUUUAUGUGAUCUUGAGAUGUUGAAGAUGAGUUUGCAGGUGGAUCUGAUGUGCUGUAAAUCAGUAGGAACUGAUCUGUCCAUGCUGGAUAUUGAUGAUUUCAUGACAGAAAUCUCUCAGCUGAAGAAAGAGGUGGCGUUACUGGAGGCAAAGCUGAGGGAAAGAGGAGAUCCACUGAACGGAGAGGAGCUGGAGAAGGUUUCCUGUCAAUCUUCAGUGUGUGUGACUGAUGGGACCUCCACAGAAUGUCAGGAUUCAGUGUGGAGCGUCAGAGAUCAGAGAUCCAGAGACACACAGGACUCAGAGCUCAGCCUCACUUUACUCUGUUAUACUGACGCUCAGGAGAGUGUGUGUGACAGUAAUCAGGGUGAUCAAACCUCCACAGAGUCUCUGGCUUCUGUCUGUAACGCUGGAGAACAGCAGAUGCUGCAGAUACCAUUGAAGAUGUGUUCAGUGAAGCUGCUGGACUGCAGGAACCUGAUGGAGAUGAGAGGAGAAACCACAGCAGAGGAACAGCAGAGUGAUGAAGAUGAUUUUAUUCAACAUGAUAAAGAUGAAGAUGAUAAUGAUUUUCUUCCUUCAGAUGCAAUCAGUGGUUCAUCCUCCGAUGGAGAAACGGCUUCUACACCGAAAGAUCAGCUGUCAGUUGCACAGAGUCUUUCCUGCAUCACCUGUGAGAAGACAUUCACCUCAAAGGGAUUUUUAGCAAGACAUGAGAGAAGACACACAGAGCAGAAAUUCUUUAAAUGUAGGAGAUGUGGGAGCAGAUUUUCUACCGCAGAAGAGAAGAAACUGCAUUCAAGAGUGCACAGCACAAAGGAGUUCCACUGUGAGCAGUGCGGGAAGGUUUUCUUUGUUCCUUCUCUUCUAAAAGUUCACAUGAAGAGACACAGUGAUGAAAAGCCUUUCCACUGCAGUGAGUGUGACAAGUGUUUCAAAACUAAAGGAAACCUUGUUUCUCAUGAGAGAACACACACGGGAGAGAAACCGUACAAGUGUCCUCACUGUGAGAAGAGAUUCGGCCACAAGCCCCAUCUGAAGAUACAUGUCCGUGUGCACACCAAUGAGAGGCCGUAUCAGUGCAGUGAAUGUGGGAAAACCUUUGCAGUCUCAUAUAGUCUAAAGUCACAUCAGAAAAUACACUCUGAGGAGAAACCCUAUCAAUGCUCACACUGUGAUAAAUGUUUCCGUCAGAAAUCUCAGGUGAGACUCCAUGAGAGAAUGCACACUGGAGAGAAACCUUACCUCUGCUCUCAUUGUGGAAAGAGCUUUUCUGGUCCAAGUCAUCUCCAACUACAUCUGAGAGUCCAUACGGGAGAAAAGCCUUAUUACUGCAGUGUUUGUGGGAAGAGUUUCAGUAAAUAUGGUGGCUUAGUAAAUCACCAGAGAACACACACUGGAGAAAGACCUUAUUCCUGUAUUGUUUGUGGUACGGCUUUCCGUCAACACAGUAAUUUAGUUCAGCACCAGAGAACACACAAUGGAGAAAGACCUUACAAAUGCACUCAGUGUGACAAAACGUUUGCUCGACCAGAUGUCCUGAAAACCCAUCUGAGAAUGCAUACAGGAGAGAAACCUUACAGCUGCUCUAUCUGCGGGGAGGGAUUCGCUUAUUUAGGAAGUUUUAAUUCUCAUCAGAAGAAACACGCUAAAGAGCAAACUGCCCUGGAAUCUUUAUAGCAUCGAAAACAAUCGAAGGUUUUUGAGGAACAUAAACGAGUCCCUCUCGAUUUGUCCAGAGUGAAACAUUUUGGGGUUACAGAAUAAACUUUCGGAAUCAGAACAAAUCAGGCUUUUCUUUUUUUAGUUGGUGCAUACUGUAUGCACGAUUUUGCAUUUUUCAUUUGGAACUGGAUUGGGUGACAUCAAGUACAUCUACAAUGACAUAUAUUAGACGUAAAAGUGUGAAUUUCUCAUGAAGGGUUUGAUUUUAUAUCCCUACCCUUUUUGUUUUAUUUUGCGUAUACUAUAGUUGAAGUCAGAAGUUUUCAUACACUAAGGUUGAAGUCAUUAAAACUAAUUUUGAACCACUCCACAGAUUUAAUAUUAGCAACUAUAGUUUUGGCGAGUCGUUUAGGACAUUUACUUUGUGCAUGACACGAGUUUGCUGUUUGCUUCACAUCACGAGAAAAUCUAAAGAAAUUAGCCAAGACCUCAGACUAAACAUUGUGGACUUCCACAAGUCUGGAUCAUCCUUGGGAGCAAUUUCCAAACACCUGAAGGUACCACGUUCAUCUGUACAAACAAUAGUACACAAGUAUAUACACCAUGUGACCACACAGUCAUCACACCGCUCAGGAAGGAGACGCAUUCUGUCUCCUAGAGAUGAACGUAGUUUGUGUGAAAAGUGCAAAAUCAAUCCCAGAACAACAGCAAAGGACCUUGUGAAGAUGCUGGAGGAAACAGGUGGACGAGUAUCUAGAUCCACAGCAAAACCAGUCCUAUAUGGACAUCACCUGAAAGGUGCUCAGCAAGGAAGAAGCCGCUGCUCCAAAACCACCAUAAUAAAACCAGACUACAGUUUGCAAGUGCACAUGGGGACAAAGAUCUUACUUUAGGAGAAAUGUCCUCUGGUCUGAUGAAACACAUAUUGAACUGUUUGGCCAUAAUGACCAUCGUUAUGUUUGGAGGGAAAAGAGUGAUGAACCAACCGUGAAGCAUGGGGGUGCAGCAUCAUGUUGUGGGGGUGCUGCAGGAGGGACCGGUGCUCUUCACAAAAUAGAUGAUGACAUCAUGAGGAAGGAACAUUAUGAAGAUACAUUGAAGCAACAUCUCAAGACAUCAGACAGGAAGUUAAAGCUCGGUCACAAAUGGGUCUUCCAAAUGGACAAUGACCCCAAGCACACCUCCAAAGUUGUGGCAAAAUGGCUUAAGGACAACAAAGUCAAGAUAUUUGAGUGGCAUCACAAAGUCCUGACGUCAAUCUGAUAGUACAUUUGUGGGCAGAACUGAUAAAGCAUGUGUGAGCAAUGAGGCCUACAAACCUGACUCAGUUACACCAGUUCUGUCCGGAGGAAUGGGACAAAAUUCCAGCAACUUAUUGUGAGAAGCUUCUGGAAGGAAACCCAAAAUGUUUGACCCAAGUUAAACAAUUUAAAGGCAAUGCUGCCAAAUACUAACAAAGUGUCUGUAAACUUCUGACCCACUGGGAAUCUGAUGAAAGAAAUAAAAGCUGAAAGAAAUAAUUCUCUCGACUAUUAUUCUGACAUUUCACAUUCUUAAAAUAAAGUAAUGAUCCGAACUGACCAAAGACAGGGAAUGUUUUCAAUGAUUAAACGUCAGGAAUUGUGAACAAUGGUCUUUAUACUUUAAUGAAUUAUUAUCAUUAGAAAUGUGUAAGAUUUAUUCUUUCAAAUCGAUCAUUUUUAUUUCAUAAUUAGUUAUAUGAUCGGCGUCGACUUCACAGCGAUGAUGAAAUCUUGUAUGGAAGCUGUGAGUGACAGUGUAAAGGCCGAAACAUACUUCAUGCAAGUAUGAAGUACAUACUUCAGUGCUUGUCUCUUUCUUCUGUGCUUUCUAUGAUUAAACGUCAGGAAUUGGGAAAAACUGUAAAUGUAUUUGGCUAAGGUGUAUGUAAACUUCUGACUUAGAUCAUAAAUGCCUUUUUAUAAAACAUCCAAACAAGCAGUGCAAGACAUUAUGUCUGUGUGUGUCCUGUGUUCUUUGUGUCAUGCUUGGGUUAUAAUGUUCAGAGACUAGAUUAGUAUCGUAGAAAUAUCCCUGAUGCAUCCUUAAUUCCUUUAAUUUACUCUUUAUUGUGUAAUAUUUUAAAAGAUAGAAAGAUUCUUUGAUUUUUGAUCUGAUACUAUUUUUGUUUUCUUUAAUAUAUUUUCUUUUAUGGUUCGUAAAGGCAACCAUUGAUAUACAGAACAAUUUCACUAUUCAUUUAGUUUAUUUGGCAACUUUUGUGUAGUUUAAAUAUUCCUUCGAGUUGUUUUUGUAUUGGACUUUGGUUCUUCUGCUUCUGUUUUCAAAUGGUGAGACCUGCAUUCCAACCAAUGGCACGGAAAGGUUGCAGCGAUGAUCAUAACAAGCUACCCUGUCUCAAUUAUCUGGUUGUAGACGUGUAUAGCACAAUUUUAACAUGCGACUCUAACAUAGCUAAAUAUUUGGGAUUUCGGAAAGCGAAGUGUUCACAACAAACAGCUAACCUCCUGCAUAUAAGUCUGCUCGACCCAUGAGGAGAACACGGUAAAUAUUAUGACUAAUUAUCCUGACUUUUGAGUAGUUGUGAUUACCCAUAUUGAGGACCAAGCUGUCACCCCUUACAUGUUUCCAAGUCUUCACUAUAUUAUGAGAUAUGCUGUAUAAUUUAUAGUUUGAUCCAUAUAGUUUAUUUUUAUUUAGGCCUUACAUUGUGACAUGUUCGGUUUCAUAUCUCUGAUAGCACAUGUAGAUCAGCCAGAUAUCUAUUAUUUGUGUGUGUGUGUGUGUGUGUGUGUGCUAGAUAUAUUUUUUAGGUUGUUUGCUCAUCUGCAAUGCUUGUUUAAGACUUUCAGCAAAUUAUUUGAAAACCCCUUGAAUG
Messenger RNA from Xyrauchen texanus (razorback sucker), 4699 nucleotides. Its product is annotated as zinc finger protein ZFP2-like. The transcript is spliced from 3 exons. The record is from RefSeq and is a predicted model, not a curated record. Lineage: Eukaryota; Metazoa; Chordata; Actinopteri; Cypriniformes; Catostomidae. The coding region runs from base 193 to 1854 and encodes 553 amino acids.